This is a messenger RNA of Halichondria panicea, 3794 nucleotides long. Its product is annotated as WD repeat-containing protein 35-like. Gene Ontology annotation, biological process: intraciliary retrograde transport; non-motile cilium assembly; protein localization to cilium. Bases 137 to 3673 code for a protein of 1178 amino acids. Gene Ontology annotation, molecular function: protein binding. The transcript is spliced from 27 exons. The record is from RefSeq and is a predicted model, not a curated record. Gene Ontology annotation, cellular component: non-motile cilium; intraciliary transport particle A. NCBI's taxonomy places the organism in Eukaryota, Metazoa, Porifera, Demospongiae, Suberitida, Halichondriidae.
CCCUCACUGGAUGUGCGAUGAAAGGGGGCGGAUCUGCCUGAUAGUAGCCAUGGUAGCUUCACAGACGACCUCUAGCUGACAGUGUACAGAACCUCCAUGCCAGCAUUGUAUGAGUGUAUGAUCUGAGGGCCACACCAUGCUAGUCUAUCUGAGUAAGAAGAUUGCUAUCCCUAAUGACUCUGCCCUGGCAACCAUCUCAUGGCACAGUAGCAAGGGUUGGAUAGCGUGUGGUGGGGAGGAUGGACUACUCAAGGUACUACAACUGGAGACACUGGCCUCCAAGGAUGCUAAACUCAAGGGUCUUGCUGCCCCUAGUAACCUCUCCAUGAACCAGACCCUCGAGGGACACAACGGAGGGUCCUUGUAUGUGGUGACGUGGAAUGAGACUCACGACCGCCUCACCUCCAGUGAUCAGAAUGGACUCAUCAUCGUGUGGAUGCUCUACAAGGGACUCUGGUACGAGGAGAUGAUCAACAACAGAAACAAGAGCAUUGUACGAGACAUGUGUUGGAACAAAGAGGGCUCCAAGAUAUGCAUCGUUUAUGAGGAUGGUGCAGUGAUAGUCGGUGGUGUGGAUGGUAACAGACUCUGGGGUAAGGAGAUCAAGGGAAUGACACUCACCAAUGUCCAAUGGUCUCCAGAGGGUAAGGUCAUCCUCUUUGGUAACAGCAAGGGAGAGGUACACAUCUACGACAGUCAUGGCAGCUUCAAUUCUAAGAUGAUGAUUCACUGCUUGAGCAAUGUAACUGGACUGGUGAAGCUGGUGGGAGUGGAGUGGUACAAUGGGAGCUCUGGCUAUGUGGAGCCCAACUGUCCCUGUCUGGCCAUCGUGUAUGACAAUGGCCGUGCCGAGCUUAAGAGACACGAACUAGACCACAACCCUAUUCUGGUAGAGACCAACAUGACGAAGGUAACGUGUGUGAGAUGGAACCGCUGUGGGGCAAUCCUAGCCUUUGCUGGGGCUCAGCGUUUCCAGGACGGCAAAGAGCUCUCCUGUGUGCAGUUCUACAGCACAUUUGGACAGCACCUGCAUACUCUCAAGGUCCCUGGUCGCCAGCUAUCUGGGCUGACGUGGGAGGGGACUGGACUCCGUGUAGCAUUGGCUGUGGGAUCAUUCAUCUAUUUUGCCAAUAUUCGUCAUGACUACCAGUGGGGCUACUUCUCUGACACUCUGGUCUACUCAUUUCGUAAGCCGGACAAAGUGGAGCAUUGUGUGAUCUUCUGGAACACUCGCACUGGAGAGAAGCAUGCCAAGUCAGUGAGGAAUCUCAUCACCAUCUCCUCCUGUAAGGACUUCUGUGUGUUGCUCACAAGACUUGAGGAUGAGCCUGGACAACAUGCUCUCCUACUGUGCAAUGCCCUGGGCACUCCUGUCGACACUAAAUACAUCAAAAUGGAGCCCAAGUUUGUGGCCAUCUCUCAUACGCACAUAAUAGCAUCUAGUGAGUGUGCGGUGUAUGUAUGGCACUAUAGGACCACCUCACGUCUGGCCACCUCCAAGUUGACCCACGUGACCUCUCGGAGGGGGGAGGCCGGGGAAGAUGUUGUUAUUCAUGUGGAGAAACAUCCCCUCGUUAAAAACCCUCCCAAGCUGGACUUUAACCUUGCCAAGGACGUAACGGAUGAUCCUAUCUGCGCUGUGUGUGCCACUGACAAGAGGCUGGUCCUGGCUAGAGGGUCUGGUAUUGUGCAAGUGUACACACUGCCCAAGGCAAUGUUGGAGAGUAGACAUGUGGCCAGUUGCAGACCACAGUCCAUCGCACUGAACUCUGACUCAUCUAAGGUGGCUAUCAUUGACAUCCACGGCAUCUUGUGUCUCAUGGACAUCUUGAGGGGAGAUAAACUACCACUGGAGAGGAAGGAAGUGUGGAACCUCAAGUGGUCGGAGGACAACCCUGAUCUGUUUGCCAUCAUGGAGAAGACACGGAUGUAUAUAUUCAGAGGGGUUGAUCCAGAGGAGCCCGUGGUGAGCUCUGGUCAUAUCUGCUCAUUUGAGUCAAUGGAGGUGCGGUCUGUUCUCCUGGACGAGGUUAUGAAGGAUCCUGAGAACCCGGGAGAUGACCUCGUGGUGGACCUAGACAUCAAGUCCCUGCGAGAUACUCGAGACCUCCUCAAGAAAGUGAGUAUUGGAGAUGCCUACCAGUUCAUUGAGGACAACCCUCACCCAAGACUCUGGCGACUGUUGGCGGAGUCCUCGCUGGAGAGUCUUGAACUGGAGAUGGCAGAGAAAGCAUUCGUACGAUGUGGUGAUUAUCAGGGAAUCAAGUUUGUCAAGAGACUCAGGAAAUUAGACUCAGAGGAUAAACAGAAAGCUGAAGUGGCUUCGUUCUUCCACAAGUUUGAGGAGGCUGAGAAAACCUACCUCUACAUGGACCGCAGGGACCUGGCCAUUGAGAUGCGGACUAAGUUAGGAGACUGGUUCAAAGUUGUGCAGCUGCUCAAGACUGGGGAAGUUGGUGAUGACACUCAGCUGAGAGAGGCAUGGAAUGCAAUGGGGGAUUAUUACGCUGAUCGGCAGAAGUGGAAGACUGCUGUGACCUACUACAGUCAGGGAGCUAACCAGAAGAGGUUGGCCCACUGUUACUACCUGUUGGAGGACUACCCUGCUCUGGAGACACUGGCCAGUGGACUGCCAGACAACCACACACUGUUACCAGACCUGGGUGGUAUGUUUGUGACAGUGGGUAUGAGUGAGGUGGCUGUGAGCUGCUUCCUCAAGGCAGGGCAGACCAAGGAGGCCAUCGAUGCAUGUGUGCAACUCAACCAGUGGAGUCGUGCUGUGGAGUUAGCCAAGGCCCAUCAUCAAACUGUAGAUGUGGACUCUCUCAUGGCACAGUACGCCACACACCUCCUCAAGGAUGACAAGAUUCUCAGUGCCAUAGAACUGUAUCGCAAAGCCCAUCGCUUUAUGUCAGGAGCUCAGUUGCUCAUGAAGGUUGCACGAGAGGCCACAGUACAAUCACUCUCUCCUCUCAAGAUCAAGAAGAUCUACGUCCUUGCAGCUCUCCUCAUUGAGGAGCACCACGUGCACACACGGACAACUCAACAGACAGCUAAGAUGAGCUCCAGCGGAGACAGGAAGGGAGAGGUGAUGUCAACGCUACAAGAUUUGCUUGCUGAGGAUUACUCCAGUGUUGCCGAGUCAGCACUCCUGGACAACCCCUGGAGGGGGGCAGAGGCAUAUCACUACUAUCUACUGGCUCAGCAACAGCUCCACUCUGGAAACCCCGAAGACGCACUCGCAACAGCUAUUUGUCUACCUGAGUAUGAGGACAUUCUCCCAGUGGCUGACGUGUACUGUCUCCUGGCUCUGUGCAGUAGCUCUGCCGGGGCAUUUGCUGUCUGCUCUAAAGCGUUCAUCAAGCUGGAGAGUUUGGUGGAGGGAGGGGCAGCCUAUCAGGACCUCGCCAUGGAGCUGUUUGUCAAUCAUCCUCCAAAGGAUUCACGAGAGAAUAUUCUAGAGUGCCCCAGUUGUGGCUCACAGGUCAGAGAAUGGGUGUCGACGUGUCCUAGCUGUGACUCCAAGUUCCCUGUGUGCCUAGCAACGGGUCAACCUCUCCUUGACUACCAGUCAUGGAUGUGCUCCACCUGCAAACACAGGGCCUACUUUAACGAGGUCAAAGGUCGAUCCAACUGUCCCCUAUGCCACACCCCCAUACUCAGCUACACAUAGGAACAAUGAAACAUUACGUCGCAUGAUUUUGAACUUUAAACGUAAACUGUUGGCAUGCAUUUAUCACUUGAUAAUUAUAAACACAAUCAUAAGUCAUAAUAAAUUAUAACAAGCUUCAAAA